AUGGGCGGCGGCGGUGGCGGCCCCCCGCGCCGCGGCGCGCCGCGGAAGCUGCUGGCGGUGCUGGCGGUGCUCGCGGCCACGGUGGCGGAGGCGCGGGGCACCGCGGGGAGUCAAGCGCCCGGCGCGGCGGCGAUGGGUACCGGCACCCCGCCGAGCCCCAGCGGCACCGCCUUCGAGGAGACUCGGCUGCACGUCUUCACCUUGGACUACCCCCACGUGCAGAUCCCCUUCGAGAUCACCCUCUGGAUCCUGCUCGCCUCCCUCGCCAAGAUCGGCUUCCAUCUCUAUCACAAGUUGCCCUCAAUAGUACCUGAAAGCUGUCUCCUUAUUCUGGUUGGAUUGCUUCUUGGAGGGAUUAUUUUUGGAGCAGAGGAGAAGUCCCCACCUGUAAUGAACAGUGAUGUGUUUUUCUUAUAUCUCCUACCACCAAUUGUACUCGAUGCUGGAUAUUUCAUGCCAACUCGUCUUUUCUUUGAGAACUUUGGUACUAUAUUCUGGUAUGCCGUGGUGGGCACUCUUUGGAAUGCCAUUGGCAUUGGAAUUUCACUUUUUGGAAUUUGCCAAAUCAGUGCAUUUGGUUUGACUGAUAUCACCUUGCUGCAGAAUUUGCUCUUUGGCAGCCUUAUUUCAGCUGUGGAUCCUGUGGCAGUACUGGCUGUGUUUGAAAAUAUCCAUGUCAAUGAGCAGCUCUACAUCCUGGUGUUUGGAGAAUCGUUGCUGAAUGAUGCUAUAACUGUGGUCCUGUACAAUUUGUUCAAGUCUUUCUGCCAGAUGCGCACAAUUCAGGUUAUUGACAUAUUCGCUGGGAUUGCUAACUUCUUUAUAGUGGGGAUCGGUGGAGUAUUGAUUGGAAUCCUUUUGGGAUUUGUAGCAGCCUUUACCACCCGUUUCACCCAUAAAAUCCGAGUGAUUGAGCCACUUUUUGUCUUCCUGUACAGUUACUUGUCAUACAUAACAGCUGAAAUGUUUCAUCUCUCGGGCAUCAUGGCGAUUACAGCUUGUGCCAUGACCAUGAAUAAAUAUGUGGAGGAAAAUGUUUCCCAAAAAUCCUAUACAACAAUAAAAUAUUUCAUGAAGAUGUUGAGCAGUGUCAGUGAGACCCUGAUCUUCAUUUUCAUGGGAGUGUCUACAGUUGGAAAGAACCAUGAGUGGAACUGGGCCUUCGUUAGCUUCACUCUCCUGUUCUGUUUAAUAUGGAGGGCACUGGGUGUUUUUGUUCUGACUCAGAUCAUUAACGUGUUCCGGACAAUACCUCUCACUUUUAAGGACCAAUUUAUUAUUGCCUAUGGAGGCCUUCGAGGAGCUAUUUGCUUUUCACUUGUAUUUCUGCUUCCUCCUUCUGUGUUCCCCAGGAAGAAAUUGUUCAUCACUGCUGUUAUCGUGGUGAUAUUUUUUACCGUUUUUAUUCAGGGAAUAACAAUUCGUCCGUUGGUGGAGUUUCUUGAUGUCAAAAGGUCAAAUAAAAAGCAGCCUGCUGUCAGCGAAGAAAUUUACAACAGGUUCUUUGAUCACGUGAAGACAGGAAUUGAAGAUGUGUGUGGACAUUGGGGUCACAACUUCUGGAGAGAUAAGUUUAAAAAGUUUGACAAUAAAUACCUGCGAAGACUUCUCAUCCGGGAGAACCAGCCCAAAUCCAGCAUUGUUUCUUUGUACAAGAAGCUGGAAAUAAAGCAUGCCAUCGAGAUGGCAGAGAGUGGCAUGAUAAGCAAGGUGCCUUCAUCAGUGUCUCUCAGUGAAUAUCAUGAAGGGAAAAUAAAGCCACUCUCCCCCACUGAGAUGGAAAACAUGCGGGAAAUACUAACAAAGAAUCUCUACCAAAUACGUCAUCGAACCAUGUCAUAUAACCGACAUAGCCUGGCUGCAGAUGCAAAUGAGAAGCAGGCCAAAGAAAUUCUGAUCCGUCGCCGACACAGCCUUAGGGAGAGCCUGCGGAAAACUAACAGCCUGUCAAGAGAAAGACCGGCUGCUGCAAAUACAAAAAGAUUUCUUUCACUUCCUAAAAACACUAAGCUCCCAGAGAAACUACGUGUGAGAAACAAAACAUCUUCCAGAGUGGGUGACAGCAGUGACUCUGAAAUGGAUGCCACUACUACAGUGCUCAAUUUAAGACCCAGAGCAGGAAAAAUCUUGAGAGAGCAGAGACUGAGACAGCAGCGGCCACCCUCUGAGUUUAGCAUGGAGUGGAAGAAUGAAGUUGAUGGAAGCCAGAAUGGACAAGGAGAGCAGCAGGAGCCAGGCAGCCUGCCUCAGCCAUCCAUUGGGUUCAGGCAGCCGCUGCUGACAAGACCAAGAUUUGGCACUUUGAGCAGGGAAGAUUUGACUGCAGACCAUGGGUUGGCAAGACCUGUGCCACCACCACGAUUAGUUAGGCAGGCAUCACAAGGGGAAAGGCAGAGAAGUAAGCCUGAGAACCAGCCAUACUGAACAUAGCAAAGAUUGAACUGUUGAUAUCAAACCAUGGAUGUACCAAAUUCAGAUUCUAAACUAUCUGAUCAGACGACGGGAUCCAUUAAAGAGAAGACAAACUUCAAUGUGGAUCUAAGCAUUUCCAUUUGGGUAAAGCCAAUGCCAUUAACUAAGUGAAGGGAAUACUGCAGCAAUUGCAAAACUGAAGACAUAAAAAUAUCUAUUUUAUAGAUAACUUAUGGCAAUGCUUUGAUUACAUUAUUUCCACUAUUAAAUAGGAUGGAAAUGUGCCUUAUCACAUCAUCUCAUGGAACCAAAUCAUGCAGGCUCAAUACCCAGCUAUCCAGUGAAAAUCGCUGUUGAAAGUCCAGUGAUGAAGGGAUUCUUUGCAGAAAUCUGUGUCAUUUCAGAUUUUAUUUAUGAUCAAAUGAUAUUUGUUUUGACCAGAGCAUUAAUAUGAGUAACACUGAAAAUUGCACAAUGCACCUAUCAUAUAGACUUUGUAAGAAGCAUAAAUAUAUUCCUGAAGCCCAAUUUGUUUGAAGAGCCAUGAUGUGGAACAGAGGAAGAAGAGAAGGAACAAGCUAUAGGAGGAGAAUUGCAUGUGCAGUUCAUAGAAGUUGCAACAAAGACAAGACCUGAAUAGCUUGAACUUUUAGUUUCUGAAUUUUUGCCAAUAUGUAGCUUUUAAAACGGUACUGAAAAUCACCAAGGGAAAUCUAAAUGACUUUGAUUGUCACUAAUGUCAGUAAGAGCUGAGGGUACCUAAAGGUAUACCAGAAGCCCUAAAAUAGGAAACUUCAGGUAGAUGACUAGUUCUCCUGUUCAAGAUUGCUUUUUGCACCUUAGCAUCUUUGCAGUGCAAACAUGGCAGUAGAAUAGUUGUGGAGCUCUGCACAUAGAAAACUGAGCGGUGUCCUGUUUGAGUCAGGGACCACUGAGACUCAAGAAAGCUCCUUCCCUCGUGCUUGUGAUCCUAUUUUCUUUUUAUUUCUUCAUCUAUGAAAGGGGAAGGAUAUCCUUUCUUUCUCUCCCACUGAUUUGUUUGUACAGAAAAGUAGCACUCCAGGGGCUCUGGAAUCAGUUGCAGUCACUGUGCACCUUAAUAGCGCUCAUAAGAAACGCAGACUUUCUUCAUCCCAGCAUAAAUAGCAGUCACUUAAGAACACAUGGGUAGGAAGGAUGCAUUAAAAUAAAUGAUACUUAAUAGGUCUCAGGAAUUUGCACUUUCUGUCCUACUUUAUCCUAAGUUUUGAGCUUGCUUCAGCACAGAUACACAUUUCAGCACAAUGCAAAAAUCAUUUUAAUUCUUCUUGUUACAAGAUUCGUAACUUUCAUUUGAGAAUGUACACUGUGAAAUCAUAAUUUUUCAUUAGCACAUUUCUAAAUCUGUGGGCAAUAAGAUUCACUUUUUUAUUUAAGCUUCUUUUGAGAGGACUAUUAAAAAUCAGAAUUUGCUUUUAAAAUCACAAGGUAGAUUUCUUUGAAAAAAUUUGUGGGCAGGGAUGGUAAAUGAGCUUAAAAAGGGAUGAUGACUUAACAGCUAUUCCAAGAUAUUCAUUUCAUGUACGUAUUUGAAAUGCCAAACUUGCCUUUUAUUGGCUCAUGUCUUUUAAUUGUUUUACUGUGUUCCAAGUAUGUAAUUUCUGCCAAAUGCAAACUUUAAGCUGUGGAGAGAUGGCUAGGUCAACCCUAGGAAUCUUGGUCAGAUAUUCAUGGCUGUUCUCAAAAAAAUUUUGUGGAAAGCGUUACUUAUCUACCCUUUAAUGGUCACCUCCUGUUUGGGAAUAAAACUGGGCUCAAACAAGCUAAUAAGCUUUAAAA
Lagopus leucura (white-tailed ptarmigan) is the source of this 4230-nucleotide messenger RNA. It is a transcript of the gene SLC9A2, whose product is annotated as solute carrier family 9 member A2. Gene Ontology annotation, biological process: regulation of pH; sodium ion transport; proton transmembrane transport. Bases 1 to 2424 code for a protein of 807 amino acids. Lineage: Eukaryota; Metazoa; Chordata; Aves; Galliformes; Phasianidae. Gene Ontology annotation, cellular component: membrane. The record is from RefSeq and is a predicted model, not a curated record. Gene Ontology annotation, molecular function: sodium:proton antiporter activity. The transcript is spliced from 12 exons.